GACAAGCAACAACAGCAACAAGGAGAGAAAAAUGGUGGUUGAAGCCAGGAAAACUUAACCACAAAGACGGUAAUAAACAAAAAAUACAAAAAUUAUGAGAAAGAAAGGCAGGAAGGCUAGAUACAAAUAAAGCAAAAUAACAAGAUUCAGUGAACUAAAUGUGUCUAUGUCACCCACACACAUUGAAGUAGAAUAUUUUAUAACAUUUUCUUAAUCUGCUGCAAGGCUAUUGUGUGUGCUAGUGUGUGUGGGUGUAUGUGUGCACAGAAGUGGAAGAAGUUCUGUGUAGUUAAAAUCAAAGGGGGCUGCGGUGAGAGAGGGAAGAGGCACUAACACCAGACCUGGCAGAAGCCCCCAAUGGUACCCCUCAACAGCACCGGAUGUAGUUCUGAGACACAGUGAGGACUGAGACCAGACACAGGCCUGCUCCCUGCCAUGCUGACCCCAUGCCAUCCCUUUUCAAACCAUCACCCAAACACACACAGGCCAACUCAUUAAUCACAAAGUCUAUUCGCCAAGAACUCAUUUUUAUUCCUGGACCUACGCAGAUUUGUGAGGCAGAUUUUAUUUUCCAACCUUUCGGAUCUGAAGGUAUUCUUAUCAAUGUUCCCUCUCCAUAUGGCUGUAUGCAUUUGGAACAUGAGCCAUGAUACUUUCUAUACAUAAGUAGGCCUACUCUGUUAUUCGCCAUCUGUAAUACUGAUCACCUAAACGCCAUUUUUGUCAAGAUUUGUUGAUAUUUGAAUGCCUGCUUAGUUAGCUGACCCCGGAUAAGCUGCAGACUGCUGCAUCAACUUAAGAAGAUUAACCUCUUUUUAUCUGAGUGCCCUUAGAUGCCACAUGUUGGGGAUUUGCAGGUUUAUAAAUAAAAUUAAACAGAUCUCAUGUUGUGGAUCUGUCUUUGUCUCGUUAUUUGGUACUUUUUUAAGGUUACCAUUUUUUUCCACAACUUUUUAGGAAGUUCUUGCAACAGAAACGCUCCGCCCCACUGAGCACUUUUCUCCCCUUGUUUUGUUUGUUUUUCCAGUUACGGCUGCACUUUAGAACUUGUGGAGAAAGUUUACUAUGGAGUUGUAUUUAAUUUCAACCAUCUUAGCAGGCGCUGUCAUCAUCCCUCUCGCAGUGAAAACUUUGUUUCCCUAUUUGUUGAUAGAUCUUUUAUACUUCGGAGUUCUCCUGCGGAUUUUGUUGAAAUAUGUAGCGAGCCGAAGAAGGAGACGUCCCUUUUUCGCUCUGGACCGCUUCUUGGAGCAAACCGCUGCGCUCCCAGAUAAACCAUUCAUCGUGUUCGGAGAUGAGACCUACACGUAUGCAGACACAGACAAAAAGAGCAACAAGAUAGCCAACGCGCUGCAGUCUCAGCCCGGGUACGAAGCUGGGGUCACCGUCGCACUCUUCAUGGGCAAUGAGCCCAGCUUCGUGUUCACCUGGCUGGCUCUGGCCAAGCUCGGUUCGCCUGUCGCUCUUCUGAACUACAACAUCCGGAGCAUGUCUCUGCUGCACUGUUUCAACUGCUGCAAGGCCAAGGUGCUGAUAGCAGCUGCAGAGCUAAAAGUGGCUGUGGAGGAUGUGCUGCCCUCACUGUUGGAGCAAGGAGUCACCGUCCUCCUCGUGGCCAAAUGCUGCGACACUCCAGGAAUUGAGAGCUUCUCAGAUAAAGUGGAAGAGGCCUCGGACGCACCGCUCCCUCGAUCGCUCAGAUCACACAUCACACUCAAAAGUCCUGCAGUCUACAUCUACACCUCUGGCACUACUGGUCUCCCUAAGGCAGCUCUGGUUAACCAGAAUCGCUUCGUAUCAGCUCUGGCUGUUACAUCCGCAUACGGUGUAACAUCAAAGGAUAUAAUGUACGUCAAUCUGCCUCUGUACCACACAGCAGGGUUCCUUGUUGGAUUUCUUGGCUGCAUUGAAAUAGGGUCAACUAUAGUUCUGAAAAGAAAGUUUUCUGCCUCUCAGUUCUGGGACGACUGCAGGAAAUACAAUGUGACUGUUGUUCAGUACAUUGGAGAAGUGAUGCGCUACCUCUGUUGCACACCAAAGAGAGACAAUGACAGAGACCAUAAAGUAAGACUGGCCAUCGGCAACGGUGUCCGAGCAGAAGUCUGGAGAGAGUUCCUCAACCGCUUUGGAAACAUCAAGGUUUUGGAGUUUUAUGCCUCCACUGAGGGAAAUGUAGGAUUUCUCAACUAUGCAGGGAAAAUUGGAGCUGUUGGACGAGUUCACUUUUUGCACCAGAAGUUGUUUCCCUACAUACUUGUGAAAUACGACACAGAGCGUGACGAACCGAUGCGAGAUGCUAACGGUCUCUGCAUUGAGGCCUCGAAAGGUGAAACAGGACUACUGGUGUCAAAGAUCACAGACAUUGCUCCUUUUGUUGGGUACGCUCAAAACGAAGAACAGACAGAGAAGAAAAAGCUGCGCAAUGUCCUCAAAAAAGGAGAUCUUUACUUCAACACUGGUGACCUAAUGAAGAUCGAUAAAGACAACUUCAUUUACUUUCAGGACCGUGUAGGGGACACCUUCAGGUGGAAAGGUGAGAAUGUUGCGACAACUGAGGUGUCUGACAUCCUUUCGAUGAGUGACUGUCUCCAAGAGGCCACCGUUUAUGGAGUCCACGUGCCAAAACAUGAGGGGCGUGUGGGAAUGGCAGCUGCCACUGUGAAGAAAGAUGCACAGUUUGAUGGAAGUAAACUAUAUGACCACAUGGUUAGCUACCUGCCUUCAUAUGCACGACCUCGCUUUAUAAGGCUACAGAGUGCAGUGGAAGUCACAGCUACUUUUAAGCAGAUGAAAGUGAAGCUAGUAGAGCAGGGGUUUGAUCCAGAACACAUCCAGGAGCCUCUUUACAUCCUCGAUGAUUGCGUUAGAAGCUACAUACCACUGACAGCCGAGAUCUACAGCUCCAUCCUGUCAGGAAGCAUCAAGCUUUAAGAAGCUUCACUGACCAGGCGAGGAUCCUUCAAAUUGUUUGCUUUAUUUUUUUGAAUAAAUAAUCUCCAGCUCAGGGUCACAGGAAUAUUUUUAAUUAUCCUUAUGCUUUUUUUUAAUACACAGGAAUCAGUUUAGCAUCCAGAUAAAAUCAUAAAACUGCAAUGUUGCAAACAGCAUAUUUACUCAGAUCAUAACUGCUUUCGACGCCGGAAUUACUGCUUAGACUUUUUUACUCAGGAUAAUAUUUGUCUUUACAUAUUUUGCUGUUUCAGGCUAGAAUGCGUUGUUUCCUGUCACAGCUAAAACACAUUAUGGAUAAUAUGAUAAAGUUGUGUAAGAUGUUUUUUCUUUCUAAGAAAUCUUUUUCUCAAAGCUUUUAUAUUUUCUUUUUUAAGACCUCAGUGCAAGUGAUGUUUUUGAGCUGUGAAAAGGUAUUGAAAGGGUCCAUAUUAGACAUACACAUUAUCUGCUAAUAUCUGUGAAUAUACGUUAGACUGCCAAAAAUAAAAUUAUUACAUUAAACAGUGCAAGUUUUCAGUUGUUUUGCCUAUCAGGGGCCGGUUGUUAUUAGGUCUGAUGUCAAAAGUGACAGGCAUGAAACAAAACACAAGGUGGAGCCAAUGCUUUGACUUUUAUUUUACUGCAGACAUAUAGUUUUGACUGUGAAGGAGACCUGAGAUAUGCUGAAGAAAUAUUUUAAAAGCAUUUAGUUUGACUAGCAGAGAGGAUGUUUUGCUAAUGAAAUAAGAAACCUAAUGAAAUAUUUUUAUAUGAAAAAAUUGCUCCUACAACCACAAAGUCAGAGAAAGUGAUGAUUAUUUUUUUAAAGGUUAUUGUGGCACAAGUAGCCUUUAUUCAUUAGCAGCAGGACAUGAAGAAGGACAGAGAGAGAAGGGGAAGACUUGCAGCAAAUGGCCCAGGCACCCCCGACAGAUGAGCAGCCUGCAAAUGGUGAGCCUGCUCCACCACUGGGCCAAGGGCUGCUAUGAAGUCACAGAGAAGAGAUGGUACAUAAAUAACAUUGGAUUUUUAAUUAACUUAUAAAACUAUAGCCUGUAAUACAUAAAAGCAUCUUUGAGGGACAUAAAUACAAAAAUAUCUCUGGUUUAUGAGAAAAUUAGAAAAAACAUAGUAGAAAUAACAAACAAAAAAAACAAUGCUCUUCAACGAAAUAUUGGAACAGAUUUGGAUAUUUGUCUUUCCUUAAAUUUUCUUAAACUAUAAUGUUAAACGAUCCGAGGAUUCAGUUAAAUACAGUUUAUUUAUAUAGGGCCAGUUCACAAAGAUGUCAGCUUAUGACACUUUACAAGACAUACAGGUCUAAUUAAUUUCUAGAAAUGUAUAAUGUCUGAUAACUACAGAGAUAGUUCAAGGUCACUUAACCCACUUUAUUUAUAAGCCUUAUCUAAAAGAACACUCUUAAAGGAAGAAAAAGUGCAGCCUCAAAGACAAAACUUUAGUAUGAUACCUAAGUGCUCUACCAUUGUACUUUUAAGAAACUCUAGGAACCAAAACAAUGUCACCUAACAGAUGAUUGACUAAGCGGAUUGUUGUUCAGAUGCUGUGGUCCAAAAACCACAACUUCUGCCUUGUAUGAGACUUACUCUUAACAAAUAUCAGGCUUGAAUGGCUGUGUUAUGAUUCUGGCACGUCUGCUCUACCCUGUCUCCCUGGCUGCAAUCAGCAGAUUAGAUGCACCUGGUGGCUGCUGCAGUGUAGUGCAAUCUGUGGCAUGCCAAGCACCUGUGUCUUCCCUGAUAUAUACUGACUCUGACAAGCAGACGGUGCUAGAUUUUUGAAAGUCAUCGUGUGAGUAGAUAUCCAGUGUUCCUUCCUGGCUGAUCAUUGUUUUUUAACCUUGCCUUGCCUCGCCUCUUGGAUUUUGGGCCUCUGCCCUCUCUUACCUGUGCUGUGGAGAUCACUGCCCGCCACCCACUGAGGUUUCCCCUCUGGGUUUCAAGUUCUACCCAAGACAAAAGCAGGUUAGUGACUUCUGAUCCUUGCAAUAUCUGGGGAAACUAGAAGUCACUAAUCCCUCUUUCUGCCCCAGUGAUUCCCAGAAGCUGUGUGGAGUUUUACCUGAGUGACGUUUUCCUGUGGCUGAAUAAACCUUUUAAAUUUUCA
Molecule: messenger RNA, 5055 nt
Organism: Girardinichthys multiradiatus
Lineage: Eukaryota; Metazoa; Chordata; Actinopteri; Cyprinodontiformes; Goodeidae
Product: very long-chain acyl-CoA synthetase-like
Exons: 10
Coding region: 1066-2931 (621 amino acids)
Molecular function (GO): long-chain fatty acid transmembrane transporter activity; long-chain fatty acid-CoA ligase activity
Source: RefSeq, a predicted model, not a curated record